AUGUCUAUUGUAAAAUCAGCGUAUAGGCCCUUGAGUGGUCAAGGAUUGAUUUCUGGGAUACUGAUACUCGUUCUGGUCCAGAUCGUGCGCUACUUAGUCUCUCCAAUUCGCCGUUUCCCUGGACCUAUCACGGCGAAGCUAUCCUCUUUCUGGCUUGCAUCACAAUGCCGAAAGGUCCAGCGUUCCAAGGAAGUUCUGAAGUUGCACCAGAAGCACGGCGACUUUGUUCAAAUUGCGCCCAAUCAUGUGUCCAUCAAUAGCCCCGACGCAAUUCAACAGAUCUAUGGCCAUAAGACUGGAUUUAUCAAGGGUCCUUUCUACGAUGCGUUCCACCAGGUGACGCCGGUAGUCUUCAACACGAGAAAUGUGUCAGAGCAUACGCGGAAAAGAAAGUAUAUCAAUCCCGCAUUUUCCGCUCGAGCAUUGUCGGACUUUGAGCCUUAUAUGGAUACUGAAAUAUUUGGAUGGAAACGCCAACUACUUAAGAUUUCCAAUGGAUCAAACCCAAGGGUCGACUUUUCUGUCUGGACGAAUUACCUGGCUUUUGAUGUUAUUGCUAGCUUUGCUUUUGGUGAGCCCUUUGGUUUUGUUAAGAAAGGUGAAGACGAAUAUGGGCUCAUCGAAAUUAUUGAUACUCGCGGCGAGUUUAUGAACGCGCUUGGAUCGCUUUCGCCAUUCCUGAGAUCUGUGAUGAGGUAUAACCCGCUCGACUCAUUCUGGAAAAAUGGAUUCCAGGCAUCAGCAGGCCUUGCUAAGAUUGGAAAGGAAGCAUUCGAGAAGCGAAAACUCUCAGCUGACAAUAGCCGGAAAGACUUACUAAGCUUCCUUUUCAACGCAAAAGAUCCAGAAACAAAACUGUCCAUUCCAGAGGAUGAAAUCAUCGCCGAGUCGAUAAGCUUCAUCGUUGGCGGGAGCGAUACAACAAGCAGCACAAUGACUAAUUUUAUCGACUUUGUAUCUCGGGAUGCCGAUUUACAGAACCGGAUUCAGCACGAGAUCGAUAUGAUUUUCCCAGGAGAGCCUUCCGAUGACUGGGUGCCAAGUGAGAAGGAGUUGAAUGAGUUGUCGUUACUAAUUGCAACUUUGAGGGAAGUCAUGCGCUUCCGACCAACCAGUGCCACUGGGUUGGAACGAGUCACACCACAAGGUGGAAAGACCAUAGCCGGACAAUUCAUACCAGCAGACACACUAGUUAGCGUCCCAACCUUGGGCAUUAUGAUGGAUCCACGGAUCUUUGAAUCACCCAAGACAUUCAGACCAGAGCGAUGGCUUCAGCCAGGUGCAGAUAAGCUCAUGGAGUACUUUUACCCAUUUUCCACUGGGCCAAGGUCAUGCAUCGGAAGAAACUUUGCCUGGAUGGAGAUCUUGAAGGCAGUAGCGGUUGUCUUCAAGCUAUUCGAUGUCAGGAGAAUAAACCUUGAGCCCACAGUGGUUAGAGAAGGCUUCUUCAACAAAGCCGUGGAAUGCGAAGUUGAGAUUCACAAGAGGCGCUUCAAUUAG
This is a messenger RNA of Fusarium fujikuroi IMI 58289, 1500 nucleotides long. Its product is annotated as probable benzoate 4-monooxygenase cytochrome P450. NCBI's taxonomy places the organism in Eukaryota, Fungi, Ascomycota, Sordariomycetes, Hypocreales, Nectriaceae. The record is from RefSeq and is a predicted model, not a curated record. Gene Ontology annotation, molecular function: heme binding; iron ion binding; oxidoreductase activity, acting on paired donors, with incorporation or reduction of molecular oxygen. The transcript is spliced from 5 exons. The coding region runs from base 1 to 1500 and encodes 499 amino acids.